Eucalyptus grandis is the source of this 3752-nucleotide messenger RNA. RefSeq names its product ABC transporter G family member 28. The record is from RefSeq and is a predicted model, not a curated record. NCBI's taxonomy places the organism in Eukaryota, Viridiplantae, Streptophyta, Magnoliopsida, Myrtales, Myrtaceae. The transcript has 14 exons. The coding region runs from base 1 to 3357 and encodes 1118 amino acids. Gene Ontology annotation, molecular function: ATP hydrolysis activity; ABC-type transporter activity; ATP binding.
AUGAGCGGAGAGAAGAUCCACGGCGGCCGCCUCCGCCGCCGCCGCUUUCUCUCUGUUUCGGUGUCCUUGGUCGUGGUCGUGCUGUGCUCGUCGCCGUUCCUAGCGCGCGCUGCCGACGAGGACGGGGAGUCCCAAGGCGAAAAUCAGGCGGCCACCCAGCUCUUCGCCCAGCUCCUGUACAGCCAGGUCUCCAAUUUCACGUCGGUCUUCCGCGGCGACAUUGCCAAGAAUUUCGGUUUCUGCAUUCAGGACGUGGAUGCUGACUGGGAUGGCGCAUUCAAUUUUACCUCAGACUUGACCUUUUUAACUGCGUGCGCUAAAAAAACGAAAGGAGAUCUUUCGCAGCGCCUGUGCACGGCAGCAGAUAUAAAGUUUUACUUCAAUAGCUUUUUCACCACUAAGAGAGCCAGCUACUUGAAACCUAACAAGAACUGCAAUCUUACGUCGUGGGUUCCGGGAUGCGAACCAGGAUGGGCUUGUAGUGCUGGUUCCGGUAAAAAAGUCGACCUAAAGAAUUCCAAGGACAUGCCUGCUCGAACUAGUGAUUGUUCUCCUUGUUGUGAAGGUUUCUUCUGUCCUCAUGGAAUGACCUGCAUGAUACCCUGCCCAUUGGGCUCUUAUUGUCCUCUUGCCAUACUCAAUAAAACCACUGGUGUAUGCGAUCCAUACCAUUACCAGCUUCCACCUGGGCAACCAAACCAUACUUGUGGAGGAGCAGAUGUGUGGGCAGACAUUGGUAGUAGCAGUGAGGUAUUCUGUUCAGCAGGAUCAUACUGUCCGUCUACUAUCAAAAAAAAUUCUUGCAGUAAGGGACAUUACUGCAGAACAGGGUCUACAUCUGAACAAAGUUGUUUUCAGUUUGCCAAAUGUGAACCAAAAUCAGAAAAUCAAAAUAUCACUGCGUAUGGUCUCAUGCUCUUUGCUGGAUUAAGUGUUUUGCUUGUUGUCAUAUAUAACUGCUCAGACCAAGUGCUUGCUACUCGAGAGAGAAGACAAGCCAAAUCACGUGAAAAAGCUGUAAGAAGCGUAAGAGAAACUGCUCAAGCACGUGAAAAAUGGAAAUCUGCAAGAGAUGUAGCCAAGAAACAUGCGCUUGGGCUCCAAACGCAACUAUCGCGGACAUUUUCUCGCAGGAAAUCUACAAAGCAACCAGAUCCUUCAAGAGGUCUGUUUCAAGCUAAACCUGGAAGUGAUGCUGCCCUGCCACCAUUUCCAGGUAAGCCUGAGCAAUCAUCUUCUGCAGCUAAAGGGAAUAAGAAGGACAAAAACAACCUCACGCAGAUGAUGCAUGCAAUUGAUGCUGACCCUGAGAGUGAUGAAGGCUUUAAUCUUGAGAUUGGGGAUAAGAAUCUGAAAAAGAACAUGCCAAAGGGCAAGCAACUGCAUACCCAUAGUCAAAUCUUCAAGUAUGCCUACAAUCAAAUUGAAAAGGAAAAAGCUUUGCAAGAGCAGAACAAAAAUUUAACCUUCUCUGGAGUGAUUUCCAUGGCGACUGAUAUCGAAAUCAGAAAAAGGCCAACCAUUGAGAUUGCUUUCAAGGAUUUAACCCUUACAUUGAAAGGAAAAAAGAAGCACCUUCUAAGAUGUGUAACUGGGAAAAUAUCACCUGGCCGUGUUUCUGCUGUUAUGGGCCCAUCUGGAGCAGGAAAAACUACGUUUCUUUCUGCUUUGGCUGGAAAGGUAACUGGGUGCACCAAGAGUGGCAUGAUUCUUAUAAAUGGGAAGGUAGAAUCAAUCCAUUCAUACAAGAGAAUUAUUGGUUUCGUGCCACAAGAUGAUAUAGUGCAUGGGAACUUGACCGUGGAGGAAAACCUUUGGUUUAGCGCAAGAUGCAGACUCUCUGCGGAUCUACCAAAGGCGGAAAAGGUUCUUGUUGUUGAACGAGUUAUUGAAUCUCUGGGGCUGCAGGCGGUGCGGGACUCUCUUGUUGGUACAGUAGAGAAGCGAGGAAUCUCUGGAGGUCAAAGGAAACGAGUAAAUGUUGGUCUGGAAAUGGUCAUGGAGCCUUCACUUCUGAUAUUAGAUGAGCCCACAUCUGGUCUGGAUAGUUCAUCUUCUCUGUUACUUCUCAGAGCUCUACGACGUGAAGCUCUUGAAGGAGUGAACAUUUCCAUGGUUGUCCACCAACCAAGCUAUGCAUUGUUUAGGAUGUUUGAUGAUUUGAUACUUUUAGCCAAAGGUGGCCUAAUAGUAUACCAUGGUUCAGUGAAGAAAGUUGAGGAGUACUUUUCAAGCCUAGGGAUUACUGUACCUGACCGGGUUAACCCUCCAGAUCACUAUAUUGAUAUUUUGGAAGGUAUAGUAAAACCAAGCACGAGCUCUGGGGUCAAUUAUAAACAGCUUCCUGUCAGGUGGAUGCUGCAUAAUGGGUAUGCUGUACCCCACGACAUGUUAAAGCUAGUUGAUGGAAUGUCAUCCACUGCCGGUGAGGAUUCAGCUCAUGGAGGGAAUUCUGGUGAUGCUGGAUUAGAAGAACAAUCUUUCGCUGGAGAUCUGUGGCAGGAUGUCAAGUUUAAUGUUGAACGGAAAAGGGAUGAUAUACAACAGAAUUUCUUAAAGACGAAGGACUUAUCUGAUAGGGUUACACCUGGUGUACUGCUACAGUAUAAGUACUUCCUAGGGAGAGUCGGCAAGCAGCGGCUGCGAGAUGCUAGGAUCCAAGCUGUAGAUUUCUUGAUAUUGUUGCUGGCUGGAGUCUGUUUAGGAACACUUGCUAAAGUUAACGACGAGACGUUUGGGGCACUUGGGUACACAUACACCGUGAUAGCUGUGUCUCUGCUCUGUAAGAUUGCAGCUUUGAGAUCAUUUGCACUGGACAAGUUACAUUACUGGAGAGAGAGCUCUUCUGGCAUCAGUGCCCUAGCUUACUUUUUGUCGAAGGACACAAUUGACCAUUUCAACACACUCAUUAAGCCUUUGGUCUACCUUUCUAUGUUCUAUUUCUUCAACAAUCCGAGAUCGUCUUUCAUAGACAACUAUAUAGUUCUGGUCUGUUUAGUGUACUGCGUCACAGGAAUUGCAUACAUAUUUGCCAUCGUUUUCGAGCCUGGUCCAGCCCAACUGUGGUCAGUUCUUCUUCCUGUUGUGUUGACCCUCAUUGCAACACGCGAGAGUACUGAUAACUCAUUUGUGGAGAUUAUAGGAGAGUUGUGCUACCCAAAGUGGGCUUUGGAAGCAUUUGUGAUAGCAAAUGCGAAAAGAUAUGGUGGAGUAUGGUUAAUAACACGAUGCGGUUCACUUAUGAAAAGUGGCUAUGACCUCAAUCACUGGAGUCUUUGUCUUGUCUUUUUAGUUCUUAUGGGCGUAGCUUGCCGUAUCAUUGCUUUCUCUUGCAUGGUCAUUCUCCAAACGAAAUAGAUUCAGCCAAUACUUCUUUGAGACGAUGGAGAGAAUCAAUCCCAACGUGAUCACCUUUUUUUGGGGACCUAUAGCCAGAGGCAGAGUGCUCAACGAUAGCCAACGACCUUUAAAGGAGGUGCAGAUACUCUCAAAUCUCGUACAGGCCUUGCCUACGCAGGCAGUGGAUUGAUAGCAGAUUGGUAUAUGUGGGCACCCUGCAAGGUCCAGGAAGGAACUUGUUUCCGAUUUUUCUCCGCUAUGCUGAGCUGAAGCAACGGGUAUCACUAGUUUGUGUAUCUGUGAAUGUGUGUCGGGAUGUGUUUAAACGGGGUAUUUGUACAAAAUUAGGAGAUGAAUCAUGGAAAUACACUUUCUAAGUUAUGCUCUUGAGAUAUGAAUUGGUUUUCUUUGUA